Lingula anatina is the source of this 4525-nucleotide messenger RNA. RefSeq lists its product as uncharacterized. The record is from RefSeq and is a predicted model, not a curated record. Gene Ontology annotation, cellular component: nucleus. Gene Ontology annotation, molecular function: RNA polymerase II transcription regulatory region sequence-specific DNA binding; DNA-binding transcription factor activity, RNA polymerase II-specific. NCBI's taxonomy places the organism in Eukaryota, Metazoa, Brachiopoda, Lingulata, Lingulida, Lingulidae. Gene Ontology annotation, biological process: regulation of transcription by RNA polymerase II.
ACGGUGCCAGGCUUUUAAGCUCUUUGACAAUAAGUUGUGCUGAAAAAUGAAUGAAACCACAUCACUGCGCAAUUUUAACGCACCGUAAGCACUUGAACUAUAAAAAUGACCAUUUACAGGAUAGUGACCGCAGAACUGGAGCCAUCUGUUUUAAAAAAGGUGAGCUAUGCUGAUGCGUUGAUCACUAAAGCCGAGUCCGAAUUUGGACUGCAACGUGAAAGGGUCACCAAAGCUAAGGGUGACCCUAAUGUGGACGCAAAAGAAUGGACGUGGUCAGUUCAUGGCACAUGGGAUGCAAUUAAAACGCUGCAUGAUUCACUAGAAGAUGCAUACCAGAAAACGGUGAAAACCGAAUGUGUAGAGCUGGAAGAGAUGCACACCAGUGACCCCUUUUCAGAUGGCAAUGAAACAAAUAAUGGUUCAACUGCUAAGGAAGAUGAUAGGCGUUAUAAAUCAGAUCGAGAUGAUGAUGAUGAAGAAGGAGAUCUAAAUGUAGAUGAAGAUACAGACCAUGAGGUUUUGCCUGAUUCCUGUAGUCAGGCAGAUGAAGAGAACAACAAAAGCAGUGAAACAGUGAAUACCUCCUGCUCAGCAGCCCAUGAAUAUACCAGGGAUGAAGAGGGUGCAGAUGCGGAGAAGAUUCCUGAUCCUGAGGUAAAUGAAGCCUUGAGAGAAGAUUCAUCUACCCAACCUGCCUCUGUGAAAAGUGUGCCCAGAUCUGCACAGCACAGAAAAGCAGUGCAUCCACAGAAAUUGCUGCAACGAAGAAAGAGGGGUCGUCCAAGAAAGACGGAGAGAAUAGAAGUGGUAGAGGAGCAUGGAAUGAGAGGAGAUUCUCAUGAGGGAAACGGUGUAACUAUAAAGACUGAAACCUCACCAGAAAGCGACCAAACAGCAAACAACCCACCCCAAAAUGAUGAGUCUCUUGCUCUUGAAAAGACCUUCAAAUGUAACAUAUGUGAGCAUGUAUCUCUAGAACUCCGGCAGUAUGUGGCUCAUUUAAUUGAUGUUCAUGUCACCAAAAAGUGGAAGUGCCCCCUGUGUAGUAAAAAUGCAUUUGAUAAAUUCAUGCUCCAAAAACAUCUUCCAAAGCACUCAGCUGUCCUCUAUCCUUGUAACAAAUGUGGAAAAGCGUAUAAGAGAGAGGAAUACCUGCGUGUUCACAGGUGCAAGCCAGACAGAAAGAAAAGUAAGUUCACCUGCACAGUUUGCUAUAAGAAGUUCAUGACCAGCCAGUCGCUUUCUACCCAUUUUGAGAGGAUACAUGCAGGGGCUGUUAAAAGCGAGGAUGAGGAAGAUGAUGAGGAUGAAAUUAACAUUGAAGAAGAUGACAAGAAAGAUAAAGACUUUAAAGUAAGGAAAAGUGCUUCCUCUGUUAUUUCAAAGAUGGAUCAAAAGAAAAGAAUUGAUGAUGAUGAAUUUAUGAAGUCGCAUUACAUCAUCAAGAAUGGAACUUUUCAAUGCAAAACAUGUAAUUUUAAAACAGACUAUCAGAGAAAUGUGAUCAUUCACGUUAAGAGGAAACACCUCCCUAAAAGCAUCUAUUGCCCCCAUUGCUCUCAAACAUUUGGUGUUGCACAUGAUCUUACAGAGCAUGUCCAGAGAAAACACAGCGGGAAAGUCCAUCUGUGUGAAACUUGCGGAAAGUCAUACGGAUCUGAAAUUGGCUUGAAAAAGCAUAUGGAGAGACACGAUCCUAAUUUUAUACCUGAGAGGUUUCCCUGUGACCAGUGCGACAAAGACUUCUUUUCAAAAACUGCUUUGUCUUUUCACAAGGAUAAAAUCCACCGAAAUCUGAACAUGAAGAGACAUCAGUGUGAAGAGUGUGGGCGUGCGUACCACCAUAAGCAUUCGUUGGAAGAACACAAGCUUACACACAGGGGUGAAAAACGCUUCCACUGUCCCCAGUGCUUCAAGAGUUUCACAUACAAGUCGUCAAAGAAAAAACACAUACAGAUGGUCCACAUGACAACGGAGUUAAAGUUCUCAUGCGAAGUGUGUGGAACUAAGGUGAAAUCUGAGAGUGCGUUACGAAUGCACAUGACUAUUCACUCCACAGUGCGUCCCCAUGCGUGUUCAGAGUGCGGAAAACGUUUCACUCAAAAGCAGGCCAUGUUGCGUCACAAGCGUAUCCACACGGGUGAAAAACCAUACGUUUGCCAUUUUUGUAACAAGCGCUUUAGUGACACCUCAAUAUUACGCAGACACUUGUUUGUUCACAAGAAAGACCCUUAUAUACAGGGCCUUGAAAGCACAGACAGCCCUGAGGUGCAAAGUACUUCAUCUAGUCAUGUUGCCUAUGCAAACAUUUAUUAUGACCAAGUGUGCCCAGUGUCGGAAAACAUUCACAAUAUGCAGAGUAUGACAAAUGAGAACAUGUCCAGUUCUUACACCACCAUUGGUCAAGCCAACUCCAGUGGUCAUCCUCGGACCCCACCCUUGCAGAUGCCUUCAGUUAGUCUUGCCCCCCCUUUGCCAUCACAUCUCAGCUCAGUCCAACAGUUGCAAGCAACUCUGCAGACAGCUGUCAAUCUUGCCCAUCUCCACGCCACAGUGCCUGUCAGUCUGACUGGUAUUGAUGGGGAUGGUCCGCCCAUUACAGAAUCCAGCCCACCUCCCCAAUAUAUCCCUCCCCCUGGGGUCCAUAAUAUCCUAAACACACAGUCUGAGGGGAUGCCCCACCCUCCACAGGAGAUCUGGUCAAACAAUGGUUAUACAUACUGCCUGCCCCCUGGUGGUGAAUCUGGACAUGUUUAGUGGAGCAGAUAGACAACUGAAAUUUUCUAGGUGAAGAUAGUGAAGCCAAAAUUACAUGAUGUUUUUUUUUUAUAUAUAUAAAAAUGGUAUAUGCGAUUUACAUUACACUUUUACAGAAUAUUAGAUUUGAUUAUUCUCAUUGCAUAUUUUAUAUUUUGCUUUAAGAAAUUCUAUUAACACUUGUUUUUAUACAAAAAUUGGUCAAAAUCCAACUUUCUGGUGGACAGUGUCAUAAAUAUUUACAUGGAUCUAGUUUAUCAUGUUCAGUUAUUUGUUUUAUCUUGGGGUAUUUUAAACCAUUGAUGUUAUUUCACAAGAUUUUGAAUCACUUGUAAGUGCAAAUGAGUGUUGCAUUAUUACCAUGAAAUUUUGAUAGUAUGUUGGUGAACACACUCCAUAACAAUAUCCAGUUAACAAAUUUGACUACGUAUCACUCGCACAUUUCAAGCUAAGUCCCUAAUCUCUGUAUUUUGGUUAUCAAAAUGUGUCAGUUUUGGUGACUGAUCAAAGUACUUUCUGUCAUGAACAUUUGCUUCCUGAAACAUCAGAAUAAUAUUUUUCGGGUAUUGGGAACAAAAUAAUAUGUUUUUUCAUUGGUAAAAUUGAUAUGUGCAUGUAUUUGCUUCGAUGUUAUUGCUAAAGAGUAAUUUGAUUUGCAUGUUUAUAUACUCAUUAUAUAUAUAUAUGUAAAGAGAGAGAUUGGGCUAAAACUGUGCUUUACACUUGCCCUGUUUUGCUUGAAUAUGUGUUAUUUAUAAAUAUAGUAGUGGUAUGUAAUGAGCUCAUGGGGGUGAGUUUAUAGCUAGUUAUUCAUUAAUAUUAUAUAUCAAUUGUACAAAGAGAAGUAUUAUAUACUGAUGUAGUGUGUAAUUUUUGAACUGAAUGUAUGAUAAUUAUUCAAUGAUUUUAGAUAUGUCAUUUAUACCAGUAUUUAAUAUUUUCAUAAUUAUUAUUUUGACCAAUUCACUGAGGUUUUUUUUUUUAUGCCAUAACCUCUCCCUCCCCCCACUUAGGCUUUAGAUUUUCAGAUAUAUUUUCAUGAAUAUCAAAAAACACUUUCUUGGAUAUAGCCAUCUAAUAGUUUGAAUUAACUGAGUGAUUACAUUGCAUUUUGAUUGGUAAGGCAAUAAGUUUUGUUUUUGAAAUCUUGGCAACUAGACUUUUUGUAUAUAUCUAGCAGACGUGAGCACAGUCAGGUAAUGUUUAUGUAAAAUGUUGUGCAUAGGCUUUUUUUUCUAAAGUAUUUUUAAACAGAGGUUUAAUUCUUCCUGGUUUUAAUAAGUCUGUUGGUAACUUUGGGAGAUGAAUUUGUUGAAAUUAUUGGUAUGAUGAUUUCAUACACAAUAUAAUACAUAUCACAUGUAUUGUGCAUGCUGACAUUAUCCCCCAGAAAGCAAUAAGAAAACGGUAAAUUUACACUCACAACAUGUCUACGACUUGUUCAAUCUUAAUGAAAGAAGGGGGUAAAGGCCAUACAUGGCUGAUUGUGUCAUGAUGUAAGAAUGGGGUGAAGAUGUUUGAAGGCAUCAUAGAGGUUGAUAUUAUGUUUUAAUGACACCAGGAUGUCAAUAUAUUUAGUUUUAUCACAUGGCAAAUCCCCAAAUAUAACAUAGAAUUCUAUGCCAAUAAUAUAAUAACAAUUUUUAUUGUUUAUUCCCUCUGCAAAAAGAAUUUUUAAGGUGGCAACAUUGCUUUUGUUAGUAGAUUAGUUGUAUUUAACGUAAUUUUCAUGUAGAUUAUGACACUAGUAAAAUGUAUAUGCUUUUCA